AUGGUGCGACAACAGCGCGACAGGGAAACUGCUGACCAGCAGCAACAACCUCGGGACUACCGGGAGAACGAUGAUGGGGCUUCCGAUAGCCACGAGGGCUUGCCAACUGAACCUGCUCCAAAGCGCCACAAACGAGGAAAAUACGUGUCAAAAGCUUGGUACGGAACCAGAAAAUACUCAGUCACAGCAACCUCGCUGACACCACACGUCUAUUCUCCAGUGGACAAUGCCAGAGAAGAAAAAUCAAAUGUGAUGGAUGCAUCCCCUGUCGACCAUGUGUCCUCAAUGGCCGAGAUUGCCUCAUGCAAACAGUGGACAUGCGGCGCCGAAGACCAACCGGGCUGA
Aspergillus oryzae RIB40 is the source of this 345-nucleotide messenger RNA. RefSeq lists its product as uncharacterized. The transcript has 2 exons. The record is from RefSeq and is a predicted model, not a curated record. Lineage: Eukaryota; Fungi; Ascomycota; Eurotiomycetes; Eurotiales; Aspergillaceae. Bases 1 to 345 code for a protein of 114 amino acids.